GUAUAAUUUAUUCUGGUAAAAGGAGACCAUGUACUUGCUGGGAAUCAAGAUCUUUGGCUUCAAUCACUGCUUCUGAGGUUAAGGCAAAGCAAACCCAAGAAACCAAACCAAAGAAGAGUUCAAGUAACACGCUCUGCAGUUUAUCAUCUGUUUCAAGCAGGAUAUGUUCAUAAGAUAGCAAAAGCUUAUGGAUUCUCAUGCUUCACUUGAAACAAGUUUUGUAGUUCAUCCUGUCAUUUGGGUUUGAGAAAAUCUCUGCCAUAAAGCUUUCCUGGUGUUACUACUGCGAGUCACCAAAAGUUGUGCCAAAUCAAAGAAUUAGCUAUUGUUCAAUGCAAUCAUCUAAGAAAACUACAAUUAUGGAUGGAUCUCAGAGGUUCUAUGACCAAACUAUGCGAGAUCAGGAGUCAUAUUGCUGGCAUCCGAAUCAGAAUGUAGGCCACUACCCAUUUUCUGAUGAUCGCAGCCAAGAGAUGCACCUUUCAGUGGAGACUUUUGAACAGCAGUGCACUCUAGAAUCUUCAUCUGGAACUAGUAGUUACCCUGUUCACAAUUCUCCAUCUACCGGUAGUUUCUCCCCAAAUGAAAGUGCAAUAUCUCAGCUAAAUUCUCAAUCAUGCCUGUUGGAUCUGCAUGAUUCCUCUGAGAAUACCAGUUGUUCACCAGAUAGGGACUCUUAUGUUACCCACAAGCUUAGAGAACUGGAAACUGCAAUGCUGGGUCCUAUAGAUGAUCUUGACAUAUAUAAUAUAACGACUCCGGCGAGCCAAAUCACAUCCGAGGAAGAGAAGUUUAAAUUUUUGGUAGAGAUGAUGUCCAGAGGAGACUUAAAAGCAGCACUUUGUGCUUGUGCUCAAGCAGUUGCAAACAAUGAUAUGCUUACAUUUGAAUGGCUAAUGACAGAGUUACGCCAGAAGGUAUCAGUUUCCGGUGAGCCAAUUCAACGUUUGGGAGCCUACAUGGUGGAAGGUCUUGUUGCAAGGUUGGCAUCUUCAGGAAGUAGCAUCUACAAAGCGCUAAGAUGCAAGGAGCCUGCAAGUGCUGAGCUUUUCUCUUACAUGCACAUACUCUAUGAAGUUUGCCCAUACUUCAAGUUUGGGUAUAUGUCAGCAAAUGGAGCAAUUGCUGAAGCAAUGAAAGAUGAAAGAAAAGUUCACAUAAUUGAUUUUCAAAUUUCACAGGGCAGCCAGUGGGUCACCUUAAUCCAGGCUCUUGCUGCUCAACCUGGAGGGCCUCCACAUAUUCGACUUACAGGCAUUGAUGAUUCAACAUCAGCAUAUGCUCGUGGAGGAGGACUUGAUAUAGUGGGGCAAAGACUAUCGAGGCUUGCCAAGUCAUGUAAAGUACCCUUCGAGUUCCAUGCUGCUGCAGUUUCUGCUUCUGAAAUUCAACUGGAGAAUCUUGGAAUUCGACCUGGUGAAGCUCUUGCAGUUAAUUUUGCAUUAACACUUCAUCAUUUGCCCGAUGAAAGUGUGGGUACUCAAAAUCACCGAGACAGGCUGUUGAGGUUGGUUAAGAGCUUAUCUCCCAAGGUGGUAACUCUCGUUGAGCAAGAAUCAAAUACUAAUACUGCCCCUUUUCUUCUCCGUUUCACCGAGGCAUUAAACUAUUAUUUGGCUGUAUUUGAAUCAAUUGAUGUUACUCUACCAAGGGAGCACAAGGAGAGGAUCAAUGUUGAGCAGCACUGUCUUGCUCGGGAGGUUGUCAACAUUAUAGCAUGUGAGGGUGCUGAGAGAGUGGAACGACAUGAACCUCUGGGUAAGUGGAGAUCACGGUUCACCAUGGCUGGGUUUACACCAUACCCAUUAAGCACUUAUGUGAAUGCUACUAUCAAAACUUUGCUCGAGAGCUACUCCAAUAAGUACACACUUGAAGAACGAGACGGAGCUUUAUAUCUUGGCUGGAUGAACCGGCCUUUGGUUGCUUCUUGUGCAUGGAGGUGAUAAGCAGAAUACUCGAGAGACUUGUAUGCUUCAGACAGCUUUUGAGGCAAGAUCAUUUCAUCAUGUUCUUUGUAGUCUAAAUAGCAUAACAAUGUUGAAACAUUAACGGAUUAUCUAGCAAUAAUGAAUUCGCUAAUUUGCAAUAUAA
This is a messenger RNA of Manihot esculenta (cassava), 2091 nucleotides long. RefSeq names its product scarecrow-like protein 21. The coding region runs from base 333 to 1943 and encodes 536 amino acids. Gene Ontology annotation, molecular function: sequence-specific DNA binding; DNA-binding transcription factor activity. Gene Ontology annotation, biological process: regulation of DNA-templated transcription. The transcript is spliced from 2 exons. The record is from RefSeq and is a predicted model, not a curated record. NCBI's taxonomy places the organism in Eukaryota, Viridiplantae, Streptophyta, Magnoliopsida, Malpighiales, Euphorbiaceae. Gene Ontology annotation, cellular component: nucleus.